Molecule: messenger RNA, 1171 nt
Organism: Eremomyces bilateralis CBS 781.70
Lineage: Eukaryota; Fungi; Ascomycota; Dothideomycetes; Eremomycetales; Eremomycetaceae
Exons: 2
Coding region: 102-1118 (338 amino acids)
Biological process (GO): glucan catabolic process
Molecular function (GO): hydrolase activity, hydrolyzing O-glycosyl compounds
Source: RefSeq, a predicted model, not a curated record
AGUCUGUUCAGCCUGAGUCUUUUCUUUCUCCCUUCACGCUCCUUGAGUCUUUCGUACUCCGACACUCGUUCUCUUAUUCGUUCAGUCAUUCGUUAUUCAUAAUGUAUUCUUCGUCACUCCUUGUAUCGACACUUGCCCUUGCAUUGUCAGCCGUUCCGGCUGUCCAAAGCCGUCAUGCCCCCGGCCUUCAUCCUCAUCGUCACCUCGCACCAAGGGAAACAUAUCCCCAAUGGUGUCUCAAAGAUGGCUACACAGGAAAGGAUGUAUUCAAUUACUUCAACUUUUUCACCGGCCCGGAUCCAACCAAUGGUUUCGUUGAGUAUGUCGAUAAGGAAACCGCUGAGAAGGAGGGCUUGGUGAAAACCAUCGGGGAUGCUGCGUAUUUUGGUGUCGAUUCCGACACGGUUCUUACCGGUCCGAGCGCCAGUCAGAAACUCCGUCGGCAACAGAGUGUCGGCCGGAAGAGUAUCCGCGUCCAGGGAAUCAAGACAAUCGAUGAGGGACUUGUCAUCGUGGAUGUCGCGCAUAUGCCCGGCGCUGCCUGUGGUACCUGGCCGGCACUCUGGACGAUGGGAGAAGGCGAAUGGCCGAAAAAUGGCGAGAUCGAUAUCGUCGAGGGCAUCAAUCUCAACUCCGCGAACCGCAUGGUGCUCCACACCGAGGCCAAGUGCGACAUUUCCAACGCCGAUGCCACUGGCACCCUCAUCAAUCCUCAAUGUGCCGUGAGCGCUGGGACGGAAGGUUGCGCUGUGGAGGAUCAACGUCCCACCUCGUUUGGAACCGGGUUUAACGCAAACGGAGGCGGUGUCUACGCGCUGCUGUGGACCGACGAUGCUAUCAAAAUGUGGUUCUUCCCUCGCGGCAGUGUUCCUUCGAGCAUCACCGAGAAAAUGCCCCACCCAGAGGAGUUCGGACCACCCGCCGCGAACUUCGAAGGCGACUGCGAUAUCCCCUCCGCCUUCGGGGCGCAACGCCUGAUCCUCAACACCGAUUUCUGUGGCGACUGGGCCGGCAACGCAUGGGAAGCGUCGGGCUGCCCCAUGACUCCAGGCCUCGACCAGAUUUACUCUUGCGUGAAAUAUGUCGCGGAAAACCCGCUGGCCUUCAAGGAAUCGUAGGUACUGGCUGAUCAACUCCAUCCGGGUCUAUAACACCACCCCCAAACCCUCGA